UAUUAUCUCAUAUUACCACGUGCAAACGUUUGGGUCUUUUUUUGUGCUUCCUCUUAGAUGCAUCUUGUCCAGGUUUCUUUCCAGACCCUGCUAUAGCACAUGGGCUGUACAGGUUCCCACAAGGUCCUGAAGAACCCCCUGUCCUCCAUACUGGAGUGUUUUCCCUGCUCUAACACACCUGAUUCCACUAAUCAUCUCAUUAUCAGCCCUUCCUGAGCUGAAGUGGGUGUGUUAGAGCAAAGAUAACACUACAAUGUGCAGGACAGGACCAGGGUUGGGAACCUGUGCACUAUAUAAAUGCAUUAGAUAUGAUGGGACGAUGUCGGGCAGAAGAGUGGUGGUGUUUGGCUCAGCAGCCGAGCUCGGCCCGGCUCUGGCCCAUCUCAUAGCGUCUCGGGCUGAGAAGACACUCAGCAGCGGCGCUAGCUCUUUUUCCCUCGGUCUCUCUGGAGGAAGUCUGGUGUCCAUCCUGAGUAAGGAGCUGCCUGCUAUGCCGAACCUGGACUGCAGCCGGUGGCUGGUGGGCUUCUGCGAUGAGCGACUGGUUCCUUUCGAUGAUCCCGAGAGCACUUAUGGACUUUACAAGAACCAGUUGUUUUCAAAAAUUAACAUUCCAGACGACAGGGUUUUGGCGAUCGAGCCGUCUUUACCGGUGCAGGAGUGCGCGGAGGAUUACACCAGGAAGCUGAGUAAGGCGUUCGACACGCAGCAAACGCCGGUGUUUGACAUGCUGUUGCUUGGCAUGGGGCCUGACGGACACACGUGCUCCCUCUUCCCAGACCACCCGUUAUUACAGGAAAAGCAGAAGACUGUAGCUCCUAUCAGCGACUCUCCUAAGCCGCCCCCUCAGAGGGUCACCCUCACACUGCCCGUGGUGAACGCCGCCCGCUGCGUGGUGUUCGUGUCCACCGGAGGCAGCAAAGCCCCCGUGCUCAAGCAAGUACUGGAGGGUGGAGACGGUCCGGUCCUGCCCUCAGCCCUCGUCGCUCCGACCCAGGGCGAGCUCUUCUGGCUGGUGGAUGAACCCGCAGCCGCCUCCUUAACACUCGAAGUGGAACGACCAGGACCUGCUGUUAAACUCUGAUCUCAGAACAGGACCUGGUUUACUUAACUGAUUGUCAAGCUCUAUUAUUUACAUAAAAUAAAUUUAAAAAUGUGAUUUUUAUAUUGUUUAACUGUGUGACUUUACAAGUGGAAAAGUUCUACGUUAGUUGAGGAGACUUGACUAGCAAAUUAUUAAAUUUAUGUCAGAAGAUAUGAGGAAAAUUGCUUAAAAUUAAACAAUGAAAACUUCUAAAA
Pangasianodon hypophthalmus (striped catfish) is the source of this 1299-nucleotide messenger RNA. It is a transcript of the gene pgls, whose product is annotated as 6-phosphogluconolactonase. Gene Ontology annotation, molecular function: 6-phosphogluconolactonase activity. Bases 254 to 1084 code for a protein of 276 amino acids. The transcript has 6 exons. The record is from RefSeq and is a predicted model, not a curated record. Gene Ontology annotation, biological process: carbohydrate metabolic process; pentose-phosphate shunt. NCBI's taxonomy places the organism in Eukaryota, Metazoa, Chordata, Actinopteri, Siluriformes, Pangasiidae.